UGAAAGUGGUUUGGCGCACAGGGUGCUAUAGUGCUUGUGUGAUCUUCCAUGGAAUACAUUUAUCUAGCAGUCGGAUACCCGUGUAACCUCCGCUACCACAAUACUUACUACGACCGAAUACGCGCUCCAGUCGCAAAAUAGAACUAGUAUAUAUUGGAGAUACAGCGUACGUAUAUCGUACGGAAAUUGGCUAAAGUUUCAAGCAAAAGACUCCUCUAAGCUGGCGCCACCCGCGCACCGGCGCAAACACCAACGACCUCAGCACGUCAGUACGACGCUCGGCGCACCUAGCAGCCAGAAAAACAGUAUCAAGUCGGAACGCCUGACCCCGGAAGAGUCGGCCUCAGUCGUCAAUACGCGGCCAGGCACCACUAGUCCGGUUAGUCCACACAGCACAACAGCCGUGCACUCCACUAUGCCGCCGGGCUUCUCCGCCGGCAUCGGAUUCAUGCUCGGCCUGCAGCAGGGUCCACUUGGUGGGCCGUUAGGUCCGUUAGGCCAGAUGGGCCACCUCAGCCCAGUGGCCACAAGCCCCGGAACGACACCUUCAGCACCAACCGCCUUUAACCCUGCGCAGCUGAAGCACAUGGAAAUGGUGAUGAGCAGUAAUAGCAGCAGGGACUAUUCGAAGUACCUGCGAUCUCUUGCCGCUAAGUAUAACAGCAAUAAUCCCUUAAACGAAAGUUUCAACUCGAGUUCGCCGUUCAGUCCGCCAACGCCACCGGUGAGGCCGCCUACGCUGCGAAGUCCCGAUUCACCGGUGGGCGGUGGCCGACCCCUGACCGGUGCCCACCUAUCUCCUCGAGCCGGCAGCGAGGGCCAGCGAUCAUCACCCCACUCCCACGUACCCCCCCAAGCGCCGCAUUCGCCGCAUUCGUCACAGCGCAGUCCAGCUGCCGGUUUCAACCUAGCCGAUUUUUCUUCAUCGCAAACGCUGCUCAACCUAGUCCGAACGCACGCGCAGAGCUCGCAACUUGAGACCUACCUCAAGGGCGCCGUCAAACGGCCUGCGUCCUCGACACAGGAAGGUGAUCCACUGGACCUGUCACUGUCAGGUCCACCUGUGAAGCGUUCGCGUUCACCUGUAUCCCCAGCCUCUCCUUCCUCGUCGCCACCUAGUCCCCAAGCCAAGGACACGAGCCCUUUGAUGGGCUUGUCCAUGGGUGUGGGCUUAUUGGCCAAUAGGCCACGGUCCCGCUCACCGCGCUGUUCGUCCGCCUGUGCUAAUGAGGAGCACCAGAGCCUGGUCGUCUCGCGCUGGACAGUCGACGAGGUCGUCAGUUUCGUGCAAGCCAUUGAUGCCUGCGCACCGUACGCUGAGAAGUUCCGCGAGCAGUUAAUCGACGGGAGCAUCCUCUCGGCGUUGACGGAGGACCAUCUGACGGCACAUAUGGGCAUGAGACUGGGCCCCGCCCUAAAGCUACGCCAGAGCCUCACCAAAAAGAUGGGCCACUGUAGUGUAUGCCUGCAUUGUCUACAUUGCCAUGGCCCGUCUCCAGCGGCUCAACUAGGUCUGCCCACAACCCCACAUCCGCCCGGCGCAUUGGCUGCGCAUCACCACGCGACGAGCAGUCCCGCCCAUUCGGCAGGAAGUCCGUCGCCGCGCAGUUCACCGCUUGCCGUAGGAUCGCUGGACGCCCUCGCGGGUCAACCGACCCCUGCGUCAUCCUCGCCCUCACCGCCACCCUCACAUCCGUCCCCUUCGUCGACACCUACUGAUAACACUAACGCUUCCAACUAGUGGAAUAGUUGACCAGUUGGUACAUCCAUGUCGAACUGUGUUUUCCCUUAGCAGCACUCGAAACCUGCUCUAGUUUGUAUUCAGCCUAGCCUAUCUUAUAGGUACGGGCUACAUCAACCCUACACGUCAGUUUAGCAUUAGCAGUAAGCAGCUGCUAGUUCACCUAAACGCUCGACGGCAGAGUUAAACGACCGCAUGGUCAAAUGAAGUGACAGUAUAGAAACAACAAGGAAAUAAAAGUCACCAAAGACCACGCGCUAGAUAAGAUCGAAAAAGAGGAAAAUUGCUAGAGACCGAAGGAGGAAAUAGCAAAUCGAAAUCUCAAAUGUAGCGUCAGCGAGACGUUGGACGGAAAGAGACUAGGGGGCACACCAGCCCUCAGCAUGGUUAACUGACUCUGCUUCACCGCCAGCACCACCCUAUCUGUAACCAGUCUGCACAACCAAAGCUUCUGCCGCCGCCGCCGCCGCCGCCCCCUGCUUUUGCUGGAAGACGAUUUUGUCCAUAGCUGUCUAUUAUCGGUUGAACGUAAACGGAUUUCUUUCCAAUCUUCGAACAUUCGUUUACCUUUUCUGUAUUUAGCCAGCAGCGCAGAGUAUUUUAGGGAAACUGUUAAACAACUCUGUCUAGGAUAAAAUCAAAUGUAAAAUACGGCUAUAGCAAGCAGAUUUGAUUGGUUGGUUUGACUGUGUUAUUAGAAGCACCCGCAAAUGCACACACAACGAUGACUGAAACGAAGUCGCGGUGUUGUUAGAAUGAUAUGAACGAUUACCGAUUUGAUGCAAAAACGUAAUGAUAGCACACGACAACGCGAAAAAAUGAUCAUUGAAAACGUUAUCUGUGCUAGUACAGCGGAACGGAUCGCGGAUAUGUUAUGACAAUGGUAUCCAACGUGUUCCGCCUCUGCUACCGUUCCCGUAAACCAUAGGCGUAAAUCCAUAUACGAGUCCGCAACGACGAUGGUGUGAAAACAUCUACGUCUCACACGGUUAUGUGAUGGAGUGCUACAGCUGCUCUUCCCAGUACAUAAUGCUUCCACGAUACCCCAGCGACGAAGAACUUUUUUGCCGCCAUCCAUAACAGCACACAAAUAAGCUGAAUCAUAUUGAUCUGUGAGCGUAGAGAAGCCAUUUCAAUGAAAAUCACUGCAGCCAAUGAUUACAAGAAAAUGAAAUACUAUGUACCAGUGCGAAGCGUAACGCCUGAACGCACUUCAGCAUUUUUCAACUUUCCAAACACUUUCUGGGCCCCACAAUGAACGGCUUAGCGGCACAAUUUCACGAUAUCGAAGUCGAUCAUCGACUGAGUGAAGUGAACAAAAAUCGAUUUCCGACCUGUUAAAGCAGAUCUCGUAGAUUGCCACUGCGAUCUUCUGUUCGCUUGCAAUUUCGUACAGCGCACAGCCGUCAGCCAUUUGUGAGGCAGAAAAUCGAGACGAAGAUUUGACCGCGCCGUCGUUGUCAUGCCGCUAUAAUUCUAGUCGCCACUAUUUUAAUUUAUUUGAGACGCUCGCCCGAAGACAGCAGAACCAAGUUUUCUCCGGCCAAAAGUCCGGCUCCAUUCUCUUCUUCUGCUUCCACUGGUCCAAAUAGAAUAACUUCUCAAUUGUGUCACGUCAACCCCUUCUACCAGUAUACACUCCGGGCCAGCAUCUCGCUUUGUAUAAAUAUAUAUCGAUAUAAUAAUAUUAAGAGAAAAGGAAGAACAAAACAAUAUAUAUAUAUAUAUAUAUAUAUAUAUAUAUAUAUAUAUAUAUAUAUAUACGCAUAUAUGUACGAGUGCAGUUUGCAAUAUAAAAAGGCUCGAAACGGCGGUCGAUAGGUGCGCCAAGGAUAGGUUGAAUCGAUGAUGAUAGUAAUAAGUAGCGAGUCCUAACACCAGGAACAGGAAACGAAAUUACGGAACUGAAGUUACAUGAAAGUUAUAUAUAUAUAUAUAUAUAUAUAUAUAUAUAUGUGUGUGUGUGUGUGUGCGCUCUUCGCAAAUAGAGAGCACUAUGUGGAAGCAUACGCUGUGUGUAGAUACGCCGCAGAAAACAAAAGAGUGAAUAAUAUGAAAGUAGUUAUGAUUGUAACGAGAAAAAGUUAUCUAAGAGGACGAUAGAGGCGCCGGACGCGAGCCCGCGAAGCAUACUCCUAAUGCGGUACAAUGCUCCGCUGAUCUCCCGACAACUCCCUCAUGUAAAUACAAUGAUUACUCUUAAUAAUUACAUUGAACGAAUACUAAUUAGACAUAUAUGAAAUACAGUCAAACGAAAGUAUACACACACAGACACACGUUGACAUACAACCACGAAAAAAUUACCUUCAUAAAUACAAAAGUAAGCCCGCCCUCUCCGGACAACUCGAACGUAUACGAUGCACAAGAUCACGCGCGCGCGCUUACCUCCCUGACACCCAUCCUGAAACUCUACCAUACUUGGCCACCUCUAGCGACUUCUUGCAACCCGGAACCCUCUGAUGAUGCAUCAUUCCCUCUGAUCACCAGGCUCAAACAGCAUAACGAACUGAUGAAUGAAAUCAUUUAUAAAUAGUAACAUCACAUUUUGAGAGUAUUAAUAUAAAGAGUUUACGCUGCGUAGGUUUGUCCGGCGAAUUAUUUCUCUGGAAGAUCUUCCCGUGUUUUCGAAAUCCCGGUGCGCUAGCUCGGAAGGAAGCGUCCUAUGAGAUUUUGCGGGAGCACCUUUUUUGCAUCUAGAAAAUCCCUUCAGCGCCAAAUCAUCCGCGUCUCGUAGCAUCCUCAUUCACUGAUGAUCCUUCACUCGAGGCCAAGUCUCAACGUCAAUGCGGCGCCCUUAUAAGCCUGCUUAGCCAGGAUGUUAACUUUCUUUAACCAAACCCCUAUAUCGACCCCCUUCCCGCUCCAGAGAAUGACCCACCCAUCAGCCUGAUACCCCUCUCACAACUGUAUGAUACAUAAAACGAUAAAUAUCAAUUAAGAAAGUAAAAAUCCUAACAGCGAUUCGGAAAAAUUGACCCGAAUGAUUAUAAGCCAUUUAUCAUCAAACAAUUGUGAACCAGUGGUGAUGGUGGUAAAAAAAACAUGAGUGAUGACGAUACAAAAAUAUAGAAAAAAAUCGACGAAUGUACGACGAUACAAGCGAUACGAGCAUAUUAGAGGUCACGAGCACAUGGCAGAAAGUCAUAAACUUUCAAGGAAGAAGAAGGCGAACAUAGAGCGCAAAUAGAUUUUAAAAAAAUCCGCCUAUAUUAAAAUGAAUUGUGACGACUAUAGGGAAUUAGAAAACUGUCUAAAUUCGAGCUAAUUUCGAAAAAAACAAAAACAAAAAAAGAAUCGAACAGGUUCGACGACUGUAAUGACAAAAGGGGGCCCGCAGCGUCUCGACAAGGGGCGUUUAUUGGUUAAUGAACAGUAUUGAUUCAUUGAUCGGGUUUGACUCGAUUAGAGGCGUUAAUGUAGACGAUUACAAUGGUGAUGAUGACGAUGACGAUGACGAUGACGGUUAUCGUGAUAACGAUGAAGAAUCAGUCAUAGAAAUAGUUAGUGGAGCAGCGAGCCGGUGACAUAAUCGGAACUUAGGGAAAGGAAGGGAAAAAGUGACAGAAAAACCGUGUCUGAGCGAAAUAGUGUUUUCCUAUCGGCCGGUGAGCUUCGUUUCAGGCCGAAGGGCUGUGAAGAUAUAGAGUUUAGAGGUGUGCUGUACUCAAAGAUGUAUCUCAUUAUAAACAAUAAUAAAUAUACAAUUAUUCACGAUAUUCAAAACAAGACUAU
Varroa destructor (honeybee mite) is the source of this 5473-nucleotide messenger RNA. RefSeq lists its product as uncharacterized. Gene Ontology annotation, biological process: negative regulation of DNA-templated transcription. Gene Ontology annotation, molecular function: histone binding; chromatin binding. The record is from RefSeq and is a predicted model, not a curated record. Gene Ontology annotation, cellular component: nucleus; PRC1 complex. Lineage: Eukaryota; Metazoa; Arthropoda; Arachnida; Mesostigmata; Varroidae.